GAUGGUGAGUUAAGAAUCUAAAUAAAUGAUCUCGAAUUUUUCUUCGUGCUUUGUGUCCUCGGUAACUAGAUUUACUCCAAAAAUGGUAAACAAAUGAUUUAACUUUCAACAUUUUAUGUUUUUAUUGAGAUAAAAUGUUUCAUUUACUGAACUGGUUUAGCUAGUGGAUGAUGAUGAUUGAUUACUUGUAUAGCGUUGGUGUCCAUGCUAUUCUAAAUUCUAGCAUGGUUGAAGCGUUCUGAUAUAAAAUCUAUUAAAAGAAAAUGUCUUUUUCUACUUAAUUUUAAAAAUGAUCCUUGUGAUGAUUCUUGAUUCGAAGUGGCUAUCUUUAACUAUUACUAUCUUUAAUAUCUUAUUCUUAACUCUCUAUUCGCCGACUAUUCGGACUCUGAGAAGAGUGAUAAGUUGGUUUUAUUUUAAAAAAAUAUUUGAGAUGUUAUUGUUAGGUUUGUAAGACAAAAUGUGGUAUCAAAUGAAAGGUAAUUGAAUAGACUAAUAGACUAUAUGUUUGUAAACGUACUUCUUCAGUUUAACUAAAACUAAAAUGGGGCCGUCUAUAAAGUACGUCUCGCUCAAAAGGUGGGGUACUUAUAGCUGCAGCCUUAAUCUUUAUUAAUCUUUGUCUUUCUCAUUUUAAAAUUUUCCUGCCUUAAAGACUGAGGCAAACUGUUCCAUAAUUUAGAUGAUAUUGCUUCAAAGGAUAAGCAAGGUUUAAAUAUUGCUGGUAUAUUAUGCUAAUACUAAUACAUCUAUAUAGUAUUAUAGCCUAAUAAUAUAUUUUAUGUUUAGAUUAGAACAUCCCCCUCAAGAGUUUCAACUUCAAUUCAAUUCAUCCAACUGCAAAUGCCAACUUCUCCAUAUACAUCCCUUUCCUUCAUCUUGUUUAGGGAAUGGCAACAUUGAUAAAUACCAGAGCUUAGUUUAUUUUGUAUUUUCAGCUGGUUGCCAUUGUCAUUAGUAAUAAGUGUGGCAUUAAGGGAUAUAACUUUUUUUAACACCUAUUAACAUCACAUUCCAAAAAAAUUCUAUUGUUAGAGCCUGCACUUAACAGGCAUAAGUAAAUAGGAAUCUGCGUUGCAUUGUGAUUAAGUAUUUAUCCAUUUAAAGACACAGCAAUGACUAAACGACAAAAUCCUGUCCCUAAAUCUACUAAAGGCUGCACCAGUGGAUAGGUCGCACCCUUAGUUUAAGCUGGCCAAAGUGGGUAUUUUUCGUUGACCCACAAAUAGGUCCCAACAUUAAUUUUGGAAGUUGCAUGGCCCUUUUCUAAUGUAAAUAUAACAAAUAAUUUUUAAACCAACAUUACAAAGUGUUUCCAUAGCAACUUGAAAACUGAAAAUCUAUUGUCAUAAACUACUGGAUCUUUAGUAAAAAUAUUUAAAAUGGAUUGCCUUUUUUGAUUUUUUGUAUAAAUGAAUAUCCCACAAUAACAGUAAGCAAAAUUGAUGGAGAGCGAAUAAGUUGCACCCUAAUUUAAAAAAAAAAGUUUGACUUGUAAGUACAGUAAAUUAAUUUUUAUGAAGGCAAUCUAAUCAAAAUAUUUGAUGGUUUCUUUAUCUUAAUUUCUUCUUAAGUCUAAGAAGAGAGGUCUUAGCCUGGAGGAAAAGAGAACUCGCAUGACUGAGUUUUUCUAUGAAAAGGUAAGACUUGUGUUAUUAUAUAACCAUAUGAAUAAACUUUUAUUUUUGUAUGACUUCUUUUGGAUUUUUUUUUUUUACUGGAAUAUGUAAUCAGCCCUAUUACAUCAUUAUUUAGAAUACCUUUAGAAUUAUGACUUAAUUUUUUAAAAAAACAUUUUCAGUUUAAACUUAAUAACCAUUUGUUCUUUAAUGUUUUUUUUUGUCCAUAUGUUAGUGAGGAGCCACGGCUACACAUUUUAAUAAAAUAUCUUGUUUUCAGCAAGACUUCUUUCAAUUAAAGGACCUGGAAAAGCUGUGCUCCAAGGAAAAAGGUAUAACUAGCAUGUCAGUGAAAGAUGUUGUACAGAGCCUCGUGGACGAUGGGAUAGUAGACACAGACAAAAUCGGGACAUCCAUCUACUUUUGGGCUUUUCCAAGUAAAGCCAGCCAAAAUGUAAGUAUUCAUCAAUUUAAAAAUAGGUUAUCUUAGCCUUGCCGAUACAGAAUCCUACAUUUUCUGCACUGUAUUUCAGGCAGACAUCUCCUACAGUUGUUAGUAUCGAAUUAAUUAUCUGAUUGAGAAUGUUUUAGCUCACUGUAACUAUAAAAGCCCAAACUGUUACCUAACUAGGUUAAACAUAUAUUCUGCCCACAGAGAAAAAGAAAACUGGAAGAGCUUGAGGGUAAAGAGAAAAGUCUUUUGUCAAAAAAAGAACAGCUACUGUCAGCUCUUGAACAAGCUAAAAUUGGAAAGGAGGAUUCAGUACGUUGAUUUUCUAGACUAAAUUUAUCUCUAUUUGAGACUUUUUAUUUUUUCUUUGGUUAAAUAUUCCUCAAUAAUGUUUAAGCUUUCUUAAAAGAUGGAUGGCUUUUUUAUAUUUCAGACUUAAAGUUCAACCAAUGUAACAAUAAAAAUUAUUCACGUUUAAAAUAUCCUAACAUUUCAUGUAGAGUGGAGUAAACCCUAUACAGCUUAUUUAAUUCUAAGGAAGAAAGAAAAGAUGUACUGGAGGAGCUUAGCAAGAGACAAGCAGAGAAGAGCUCUAUUCUUUCUGAGCUAGAAAAGUACAAGGAGUCUGACCCUGAGGUCAUAAAGAAACAGAAACAUGAAGCAGAACAAGCAAAGGAGGCAGCCAACAGAUGGACAGGUAGAUCACUGUUGCUUAGAUAACAUAGUCACUGUUGCUUAGAUAACAUAGUCACUGUUGCUUAGAUAACAUAGACACUGUUGCUUAGAUAACAUAGACACUGUUGCUUAGAUAACAUAGUCACUGUUGCUUAGAUAACAUUGUCACUGUUGCUUAGAUAACAUAGAUUACUGUUGCUUAGAUAACAUAGUCACUGUUGCUUAGAUAACAUAGUCACUGUUGCUUAGAUAAGAUAGAUUACUGUUGCUUAAAUAACACUAAGUCAUUUAUGAAUUUUUUUCAAAGCUACCUCUUUGCUUUUGAAUUGUUUCAUAUAUUGAUUUUGGAGAUGUACGAGAAAGAUACAAUUUUUAACUCUUACAUUCACACUGAACUGGUGAAAAUAUUUUUUUUCAAUUUACAUACAUUCUCCUUUUAUCUUUCACAGAUAAUAUAUUUUCCACUAAAUCCUGGAUAAGAAAUAAGUUUUCCUUUGAAGAAAGCAUAAUCAACAAACAGUUUGGCAUACCCAGUGACUUUGACUAUGUUGAAUAAAUAGUGCAGAUUAUCUGAACUUAUUGUUCUCUGUUAGUAGUCUGGUGAAAUGUAUAUAUUUUCCAUCCUCGGGACAAUUCCAAAUGCUUUGAAGAUCCCAGCUUAAAAGUUAUUCUUUGUUGCGGGGAUCAGCAGCCAAAAACCAGGUAGUAGACAUUUUAACACAGCAGGCUGAGAGUCAAGCGUACCUAAGUGGUUGGGUGGUCUUCUUCAUUUGUCAAUAGGGAAAAAAGAUUGAGGGGGCAGCAAAUGUUUCUUUAUUCCUAUGGGGAUUUAACAUUUAAGACAACAAAAACAUCCAAUAAGACACUUCAUUUCCUCUUAAUUGUGCACACAAUGUGAUGGAAGUGUUGCUUUGACAACUUAUUACAAACAUAAUGAGACACAAGUCAGAGAUGUCAAGUCUUAGCCUUACACAGAUAAAUAAAGUGUGGUUGUUUGCCAAUCUAGCGGACCCCAACCAGCAACAAACGGAUCAAGUUUAUUCCUUUCCUCAGUGAAGGCGGUCAGUAAUAAAUGAAACAUUUUGAUCUGAUUAUGUAUUAUUUCUCUGUGAACAUUAUUGUUAGGGCAUUAAUAAAUUUUAGGGCAUUAAUAAAUUUUAGGGCAUUCAUAAAUUUUAGGGCAUUAAUGAUUUUGGGCAUAAUUUUCAAUAAAUAAUGAAAGGAGAAAAAAAAGUGUUUUUAGAAGUAGAAAAGCGUUGCCGAAUAUAAGAUUAAGCAUUACUUAGUGCUUAAGCCUCUAUUGGUUUAAUAAAAAUGUGUACAUAUUGUGUGUCAAGUAAUCAUACAUUGUAAAGAGACACUAUGUGUCAUUUUGAAGACAGAAAAUGUGCCAACUUAAUCCUAAAAAGAUUUGAUUGGCAUUGCUCUCCUGUAAAUAUUGUUGACAUUAAUUGUUUUUUUUUGCAUUGUUAUGUUAAUGAAAAUAAAAUAAAUUUGACUU
Lymnaea stagnalis (great pond snail) is the source of this 4246-nucleotide messenger RNA. The record is from the annotation of a GenBank genome assembly. Lineage: Eukaryota; Metazoa; Mollusca; Gastropoda; Lymnaeidae.